CGCGGAUAUUAAGUAGCAAAAAAAACGUAUCGAGCCGAGUGUUUUCUCGGGAAAACUCCCACUUGCAGAAUUAUAGCAAUUAGAAUACCGCAAUCUAGUUAAGGUGGCUAACAAAUUCGCGUUGUUGGUUUGUUGUUACAAGUAUCGCGCAUCGAUAGGGAAAAUCGUCUAUUGCAUUUGUAUACAGAGCAGGUGGUGUUGUCUCUCUCAGGCUUGCACGCUCGCUCCUGAUGUGCGAGCGAAACAACAACAAACAAGUUACAAGUUCCAACACAAUUCCAUCUUCAUUCAAUGCAAAACUGGAGCUAGACUCCAGCAAAGACGACACCAUUCACUCCGCAAACUUGAACAAAAAACUCGUCAAGAUUAAAAAGUUCAAGCUGGACGAUAUGAAGGAAAUGGUGGGCGGCUGUUGUGUUUGUUCGGACGAGCGGGGGUGGCCGGAGAACCCGCUCGUCUACUGUGACGGCCAAAACUGCAUGGUUGCCGUGCAUCAGGCAUGCUAUGGCAUCGUGACGGUCCCCACCGGACCCUGGUAUUGUCGCAAAUGUGAAUCCCAAGAGCCCGCCUCCCGCGUCCAUUGCCAUUUGUGCCCCUCAAAGGACGGGGCGCUCAAGAAAACAGAUCAAAACAAAUGGGCACAUGUGGUGUGUGCUCUGUAUAUACCCGAAGUGCGAUUCGGUAAUGUCACCACCAUGGAGCCUAUACUCAUAUCGCAGAUACCGGAGGAACGCUUCCACAAAGCCUGCUACAUUUGCAUGGAGAUUGGAAAAAGUGGCCGUUCCACCAAGGGUGCCUGCAUGCAGUGCAACAAAUCCAAUUGCAAGCAACAAUUCCAUGUCACAUGCGCCCAGAGCCUGGGUCUGCUCUGCGAGGAGGCAGGCAACUAUUUAGAUAAUGUGAAGUACUGCGGCUAUUGCCAGCAUCAUUAUAGCAAACUGAAAAAGGGCGGCAACGUCAAAACCAUACCGCCAUACAAACCCAUACAACAUGACACCUCAUCCGAUUCGUGUUCGUCGCCCGAGAAGGAUAUUGACUCCACAAUGAAUGCAUCAGCUACCUCGGCAACGAGCAUUAAGAUAACCAGCAGCAGCAGCGGCUGCAGCACUGCCAACAGUAGUGCCUUGAACGCCAGCUCUUUGGGGGCAGUCUCCGGAGGCGGCAGCGGCAGUGGUGUGUCCUCAUCGUCCAAGCAGCGCAAGAGCAAUGCAUCGGGCAAGUCAUCGAGCAGCAGCAGCAGCAGCUCCUCAUCAUCAUCCACGGGAGUGGUGAAUCCCACCUCCAGUUCCGCAGGUUCGGGCGGAGGCAGUAAUCUGCCAGUCGGAGGAAGCCUACUACCAUCGAGUAGUAGCACUAGCAAUAUUAGUAAUAGUACCAGUACCAGUCUGCCGGCUGGCACAGGAGCAGCAGCAGCUGCUGGCGGAAACGUGGCCGGUGGCAGCAUAAGUGCAAUAAAUCUACCUUCCUCCGGCAGUGGCUCUGGCUCUCAGAAGGCCUCCGCCACCAGUCAGUCGACAACAUCGGCAGCCACCACAACAAAAUCCUCGGCCAGCAGUUCGAGCAGUAGCAGCAGCUACAAGGACAAGCAUAGCAAAAGCUUGAGCAAGCAAUCAAAUUCAAGCAAGGAAAAGGAUAGCAGCAAGGACAGCGGAAACAAUCCCCCUAGCAGCAGCACGAGCAGCAGCUUAUCGAAUUCAACAGCCACCUCAACAUCUACUAGCUCCUCUUCGUCGCGGGAGAAGUCUUCGUCGAAGUUAUUGAAAAACAAGGACACCACACCCAUUCAAAUGCCAAGUGCCACAAGCAGCAGUUCGAGUAUCAGCACAUCCAGCAGCAGCAAUACCCAGCCGAGCAACAGUUCGUCAACUCUAACAGCCGCCAUUGGUUCUGCCGCUGUAAGCAGCCCUGUGGCUGCCCUAUUCGCCGCUGCAUCAGCCAAUAUCUCGAAUCAUGCCCAAAACCUAAGUACGAAUGGAGGAGCAGGCAGCAAUGUGAGCACUCAUCUGAAUGCCAGCAGCAGCCGCAGCACGGGUUUCGGUACAGAACUACGUCCGGGCAGCAGUAAUUUGAAUGACUCUUCUUCGGUCAUUGCGGCAAGCAGCAGUGCUGACAGUUUACCAGGCGCUGGUUCGUCUGCCAGUAAUCUGACUGCAGGCCUGGGCCAGGGCUCAAGUGGAGGGGGAACAGUCUCCUCCACUGUGGCCACUAAUUUGACCACAAGCAAGGCCUCCUCAUCAUCUGCAGCAACCUCGUCGUCGUCUUCCGCCAGCAAUCCCACACAAACCACGAGUGUGGCAUCGAAAAAGCGUAAAGCCGAUUCGGUGAAGCAGUCAAGCGGCAGUGGCAGUGGCCCACCACUCAUCGCUCCAUCAGCCUUGGACGAUAGCAAUAGGUGGGCUACGAGAACGGCAAAGAAAAGUUCAUUUCGCGAAUUGAUCAAGGAUACACACGUGACUCUGACGGCACUAACAGAUUUUGAAAAGGAAAUAGAAAAGAGCUCCAAGAGGCAACGAACGGAACUUAGUCCGCCGACCCAUCAAACAUCCGCCACUGCCGAAGUGAAUGCCACAUUAGCACCCGCCAUAAGCGCCACAAUAGCUGCCACAGCGAGUGCAACAACGGCAGCAGUGACAUCCGUGGCCGGAGGAACCACAACGGGCAGCAGCACUUUGAGCAGCAAUGCCACAAGCAGCAGUACAGCAGGGGGAGCAGGAGGAUCGGCAGCAGCACCAGCUGUGGGCGGGGCGGCAGGAGUGGGAGCCAGUGGCUAUCCAAAGACAGAUUCGAGUAGAGCCAAUACCAGCGGAAGCAGCAGCAAACACAGCAGCAGUGGCAGUGGCAGUGGCGGUAUUAAGGAGAGCAGCAGCAGCAAUCCAACGCCACCUGCGAGUGGGAGUGGCAGCAGCAACAGCAAUGCCCCCAGCCUUUACGUCUCUGUGCCGCUGUCGACAGCCAAUGUACCUGGAAUCAAUCUGCCAUCGAGCAAUAGCAGCAGCGCCGCCACGAACCCCAGCGGUGAUCCCCAUGUGACGGCAGCUUCACGCAGUACCCAACAGCAGCAGGCGAAUCAGUCAGCACUGAGUACUGCAGGGACUGCAGGAGGAGCGUAUGCAACAGCAACAAGUGUUGGCGCGGCCUCAACGGUUAUUCAGCAUCAAAGCGGAAAAUCAUCACCAGCUCUCGGCGGCAGCGGCAUCGGUACCCUAGUCAGCGGUAAUAGCGGUGGCAGCAUCAUCUCCGCCAGCACCGGCAGCAGCAGCAGCAUCGGCAGCGGCGCCCUGUCCACUGGAAAUCUGACGGCCACUACCACAGAGAGUGGUAACCUAAAGAUCAGCUACGAGAAGCAGACAACGCGAGUACAACAGCUGCAAGAGCAGGAGGCACCGCCAGCCACGUCGCGCAGAAGCAGAACUCCGGAUCUUGCAACGACAGCGGCCGCAACGACAUCAUCACUGCCAAGCACAACAACGCUGACGAGUCAGCAGUCGAGCCAAUCGAUGAUGCCCCUUGUGGGUGGCCUCAAGUUCUCGUACGAGAGUCAGACGCAGCACCAGCUCAUGGAUGUGGCCAUGCUGCCGGUAAGCUCCAUCAAGGACUCGCCGCCCAGUUCGCCAGGAUCCGAGAUUGGUGGCGCAACGCAGUUGCACACGACAGCAGCAUUGAGUGCCACAGCUGUGGCUGUAGCCGCUCCCCAGCCUGGAAAUGUGCGCAAGCGUGGACGCAAGGCCAAGGACACGACGAUAGCUGCGGCAGCAGCGGCGGCAGCACAAGCAGCAACAGUAGCCGCAGCAGCUGCCACAAACGUCCAGCAUCAGCCAGAUCUCAAGGAUGUGCGCAUCCUGCAAAAUGGAGCUGCCAGCAGUAGUUCAUCGAGUGGUCCGAUCAGUACCCCAACGCCGCCGGCAACACCCGCAGCAGCGUCCGGAGCGUCGGCGAGCUCGAUCAUAGCGCACACGGCCACCCAUAUGCUGGGGAAUCAUGUGAAUCCCAAUAGCAGUGUGGCCCAGAAGCUGUCGGAGCAGCUGCACAUGGAAGUGCAGGAUCAUGCCAUCUACACGAGUGAUGCCAUGAGUUCGCAAUUCACGGGAGUGCCAUUCCCUGGCAAACAGCGAAAUAAUACCAGCGCCGCCUCCAUGAAUGCCGCACCGGCACCGAAUCCACUGCAAUCAAUGUUUAGCGGUGGCGGAAUGAAUAGCAAUAUGUCGAUACCCCAAAGCUUAGAGCAGCUGCUGGAGCGCCAAUGGGAACAGGGCUCACAGUUUCUCAUGGAGCAGGCGCAGCAUUUUGACAUUGCUUCCCUGUUAAAUUGCUUGCAUCAGCUGCAGAGUGAGAAUCUGCGCUUGGAGGAGCAUGUGACCAGCCUGAUAGCGCGACGUGAUCAUUUGCUGGCGGUAAAUGCCCGCCUGCAGAUACCACUGAAUCCGAUCGCCAACAAGUCCGAGGCGCAUGCUGCAACCACAACUUCUUCUACUACUACUUCAACAACAACAACAACAGCAACAUCAUCAACAACUUGUACAACUUCUGUCCUUUCCACAUUAGCAGCUUCCAACAUGAGUGCCCUUAAUGCGGCAACAACAAUAGCGGCAGCCGUCUCCCUGGCUACCACAGCUAUCAAUACGACCACACCCACAAUGGUUAACAAUCGCCCCACUGUGGCGCCGGCCAGCUCCAGCGGUGUACUGGACUAUCGGGGCACGGGCACGGCAACGGGCGGUGGCAGCAACAACAAUGGCAGCAUGGGCAAUAAUCCUGGCGUGGCAGGAGGAGCAGGCGGAGUAGCAACAUCCUCCUCGAAUGUCAGCUCGGGCACAACCACCCCCAUGUCUCUGGGCGGAACAAUGAGCAAUGCAGCCAGCCUGGGAUUGAGACACGUCUCUGCGGUCCAUGCAGCAUACAACAACAGCAACAGUGGUAGUGGCAGCGUAGGCAACAGCCUCCAUCAACAUCCCUCCCAGAACCAGCAGCAGCAGCAGCACUCACAUCCGUCGCAACAACAAGUCGUACAGCAGCAUUUGCAGCAGCAGCAUCAACAGCAACAGUCGUCGUCGUCGCAUCAUGCCAGCGCCGCUGUUGCCGCCGCCCAUAUGCUCGGUGUGGGUGUGGGUGUGGGUGUGGGCGUGGGCAUGGGCAUGGGCGGUGCUGGCGGAGUGGCGGCGGCGGCUGGUGGCAAUAUUGGACGAGGUGGGUCAGCGACAGCUCUAGCUGGUGCAACAUCAACAACAACAACAACUACAUUUACAACAACAGUGGGCAUGCCACUCCGCGUGGGCGGAGUUGGCGUUGGCGGCAUUGGCCAUGGCGUUAACCUUGGCCUGGGCGAUUUAAGUAGCACCACCACCACUUCCACCUCCUCCUAUGCGGCGCAUCACGCGGCGCUCUACAGCACGCAUCAUCAGUCCCAGCUAAGGCGCGACGAUAACCUCGCCAAAACCAGCUGAAAGUCAUACCGUGAGC
Molecule: messenger RNA, 5457 nt
Organism: Drosophila persimilis
Lineage: Eukaryota; Metazoa; Arthropoda; Insecta; Diptera; Drosophilidae
Product: protein AF-10
Exons: 13
Coding region: 231-5441 (1736 amino acids)
Biological process (GO): regulation of transcription by RNA polymerase II
Cellular component (GO): nucleus
Molecular function (GO): nucleosome binding; histone binding
Source: RefSeq, a predicted model, not a curated record